Messenger RNA from Dicentrarchus labrax (European seabass), 2572 nucleotides. It is a transcript of the gene lrrc40, whose product is annotated as leucine rich repeat containing 40. Gene Ontology annotation, molecular function: protein binding. The coding region runs from base 275 to 2071 and encodes 598 amino acids. Lineage: Eukaryota; Metazoa; Chordata; Actinopteri; Moronidae. The transcript is spliced from 15 exons. The record is from RefSeq and is a predicted model, not a curated record.
AGGCGUUAAUGUAUGACUUAUUACAAGGCGUUACGUCUUAAAUCACGACAAAUAAUAUGGUGUAAUGAUAGAGUACAGUUUGACUUGUACUUUGUGCAGGUUUGAAGCAAGUCUUUAGGCCGUUUGGAUUAAGGAGACGAUGCCUUUAUUCUGAAGAAUUCUACCGGAAGAGAUAUUUUUCGUGCUGCUGGCACCCGGAACACGGACAGUCUGGGUGUGGAAAUUAGCGUUCACAUCGCAGUGCUACGGACACAUCUAAUUUAACAUACAGGCAAUGUCUCGUUUCAAAAGAGCGGGUAAGGUGGACUCUCAGGUGGGCUUCAGGACGGAAAAGACCGAAGCGACUGUUCCUUACGGUCUGCUGAAGGCAGCCAGAAAAAGCGGCCAGCUCAACCUGUCCGGCCGAGGUCUGACAGAAGUCCCUCAGAAGGUGUAUCGUCUAAACACUGACACACCAGAGGAGGCCCAGCAGAAUGUGUCCUUUGGAGAGUCAGAUCGCUGGUGGGAACAGACAGAUCUUACCAAACUGCUGCUUUCAUCCAAUCAGCUUACACAGCUGUCUGAUGACAUCAGACUAUUGCCUGGACUCACUACAUUGGAUCUCCAUGACAACCAGCUGACCAGUUUGCCCAGUGCUUUGGGAGAACUGCAGGAGCUCCAGCAACUUCGACUCAGUCAUAACCAGCUGAGAUCACUGCCAGUGGAGGUGUGUACUCUAAAAAACCUCUGCAGCCUCACACUCCAGCAGAACCUGCUGGAGAGCCUGCCAGAGGAACUAGGACAACUGGAGAACCUGACUGAGUUGGACCUGUCCAACAACCAUCUGAACGACCUUCCCUCCAGUCUAGGCUGUCUUAUCUGUCUGCAGAAACUCAACCUGUGUAACAACAAGCUGAGCUGUCUGCCUGACAGCCUGGCCCAGCUCACAAAUGUUAAGCUGUUGGACUGUAGCAAUAACCAGCUGACUGACAUUCCUGCCAGCCUUUCAGAGAUGCUCGCUAUGGAGCAGCUCUACCUCAGACACAACAAGCUCUGCCUCCUCCCAAAGCUCCCUGCGCCCGUGCUGAAGGAAUUGUACGUUGGGAACAACCAGAUUGAGCAGUUGGAGAUGGAACAGCUUGCCUGCCUGACCGCCAUCUCUCUUCUAGAACUACGAGACAACAAGAUCAAAACCCUUCCUGAAGAGAUCACCUUACUGAGCACACUCACACGCCUUGACCUUACCAACAAUGACAUUACCACUCUUCCAGCUUCUCUCAGCCUGCUGCCCAAUCUGAAGGUGUUACUGUUGGAGGGAAACCCUUUACGAGGAAUCAGGAGAGACCUGCUCACUAAAGGAACCAAUGAGCUUCUGAAACAUUUAAGAGGACGAAUUAAAGAGGAGCCUGACAGAGUAGAUGAAGGACCUACAGCCAUGACGUUACCCAGCCAGGCCACUGUCAAUGUACAUAACAUUAAAACACUGAAGUUAUUGGUGUACAGUGAGAAGCAGGCAUUGAAUAUUCCAGAUGAGCUGUUUGAUGCUGCAGCAGAUCAACCCAUUACCACAGUUAACUUCAGCAAGAACCAGCUGACCACCAUACCUCCCAGACUGCUAGACUUCCAGUCCUCAGUGUUAGACAUCAAUCUGGGUUUCAACAAACUGACCUGCUGUUCUCCUGAGAUCUGCAACUUACUGCAGUUAAAACACAUCGAUCUCAGGAACAACCAGCUGAGCGAUUUACCACCUGAAAUGAAGAGCUUAAAUAAACUGUGCUCCAUUAUCCUCAAUUACAACAGGUUCAAGUCCUUCCCUGAAGUCCUCUAUCAGAUGGUUUCCUUGGAGACGGUGUUGCUCGGUAACAACCAGGUGGGUGUGGUGGACCCCUGUCAUCUCAUGAGGUUGGCUCAUCUGUCAACGCUGGAUCUGUCAAACAAUGACCUCAUGAACAUCCCCCCUGAACUGGGCCUGUGUAUCAGCCUCAGGUGUCUCAGUCUGGAAGGAAAUCCUUUCCGCACACCCAGAGCAGCCAUCGUGGCCAAAGGAACAGAUGCAGUGUUGGAGUACCUCCGCAGCCGCAUUCCUACAUGACCCCUGACAGCUCCACCACCAUGAUCAACAAAGAUCUUAUUUGGGUUUGAAUUUCUUUCAAUUUAAAGUCCACAGUUGGGAUGUCAUUAGACGGUCUUCUACCUUUUGAAGUUGUUAAAACAAACAAUCAAUAUCAGUGUAGCUACAGUGAUCUUGUUUGUUUUAGAUAUUGAAUGUCUGAAUGUGAUGAAUAGUUUUGGACAAACUGAUUCAGACUGAUGCCUGUGUGACUGAAAAGAACCAAUGACAAGAUACUUUGGUUGAGAAUUAGAGGAUUGGUGUGAAUUUUAUAAUUGUGUAGUUCAUGGCCCAGUCCAAGCUCAGUAAGAAGUACCUUUUAUAACCUCAGUCACAAACUGCUUGUUAAAACAACAUGACUGCUAUAAAACUCUAAUGUGUUUUGACAGCUGAUUAACAGUCAGCCAACUGCAAACGGUGUGUUUGGUGUUAACUCUUAAAAUAAGAACAGUUUCUGUAUACAAUAAAACAUUCAAUUCAUAA